Messenger RNA from Eimeria acervulina, 4260 nucleotides. RefSeq lists its product as hypothetical. Gene Ontology annotation, molecular function: transcription coregulator activity. Lineage: Eukaryota; Apicomplexa; Conoidasida; Eucoccidiorida; Eimeriidae. Gene Ontology annotation, biological process: regulation of transcription by RNA polymerase II. Gene Ontology annotation, cellular component: SWI/SNF complex; nucleus. The coding region runs from base 1 to 4260 and encodes 1419 amino acids. The record is from RefSeq and is a predicted model, not a curated record. The transcript has a single exon.
AUGUCUCGCUGGCGCGGUAUUCUGUCCCGCAGCAAAGGGCGUUGCCGGAGCAGCACAGCCGCAACAGCGGCAGCAGCAGAAGCAACAGCAGCAACAGCUGCAGCAGCAGCAGCAGCACCCCAAACAACAGCACCGCUGCCGCAGCUGCAGCACCCUGACACUGUCUUUGCUGCUGCUGCUGUUUCUGCUGCUGCUAAAGAUUUAACACAAGAUGACCGCAGCAGCAGCUGCUGCAGCGGCAGCUCAGCGAGUGCUUGGCUGCCUCUUGCUGAUAUAAGGAGCGACGUGCUGCAAGACCUCCAGGAUGCCACCACCAGGAGGAGAGGGAGCAGCAGCAGCAGCAGGAGAAGCAGCAAGCACCAGCAGCAGCAGCUGGCCCUCAGCUGCGAAGACAGCUGCAGCACCCGCUGCACGGAUAACAGCGGCCUAUGCGCCACUCCUGAAUUUAGCCUUCGCAGCAGCUGCAGCAACAACAGCACAAUUGCCUCUCCCAGCAGCCGCAAAUGCUGCGCAGCAGGAGCCCGAGGGCUAGCGCCCAGCAGCAGCCGCUGCAGCUUCGGCAGCACCGUCUGCUGCUGCAAGAACUGCAGCAACACAGGGGCCCCCACACCGUCGAUGUCUCCAGAUUGUUCUGUCCAGCUGUAUCUGCAGGACGUUGAGCAGCAGCAGCAGCAGGUGCUGCAGCAGCAGGGCCCUGGAGGGGAAACGGUUUCAAGAGCAGCAGCAGCAGAUUCUGAUGCCGAAGAUGCAGGGGCUGCUCUAGGGCCACGGGGUGUAUGCAUGCGCCGAAGCGUGUUCGUGGAGAGCCCGACUGCAGCAGCAGGAGGUGCUGCUGGGCAGCCGUCGUGUCGCAGUAGCCGCGACAGUUGGCUUGCGGGUGAGCGGCAGCAGCAACAGCAACAGCAGCAGCAGCAACAGCAGCAGCAGCAACAGCAGCAGCAGCAACAGCAGCAGCAGCAACAGCGAGCACGACAUGCUAGCGGCUCAGCUUCACUGCUGGGAUCAUCUCUGAUGCUGCCCACCUCUUGUGGGGCACCUGCAGCUCUUGCUGCUGCUGCUGCCGCUGCUGCUGCUGCUGCUUCGCCAGGCGGGUCUUGGAGGGGACGAUCCCUUGAAGACCGAGUCAUCUUGCUGGGGGACAGCCACAGCAGCAGCAACAGCAGCAGCAGCAGCAGCAACAGCAGCGGCGACAACAGCCACUAUCGUCACUGUAGCAGCGUUGGUGCUGCUGCAGGAAUUCUGCCGCUGAUGCUGGACGCGGCUCCAACGGCAGCAGCAGCAACAGCAUCUCCCGUAGCUGCAGCAGCAGCAGCAGCAGCAGCAACAGCAGCAGCAGCAGCGACUACUGUGCCGAGUUUCUCAGCACUGUUUGAAACGCACUUGGCUCUUCCAGAUCCAGCAGCAGCAGCAGACUGCAGCAGGAGCACCAAGAGAGGAGGAGCAGCAGCAAAUACAUCUGAUAGCAUAGAGAGCCUCCCCGUUGUGCCGCAGCGACGACGGCAGCAGCAGCAGCAGCAAGCUUCUCGCAGCCGCACGCUACACAGACACCGCAGCUUCAGUAUUAGCAGCAGCAGCAGCAGCAAGGUGCUGUCUCGUUUCUCCUACCUAUGGAGUGGCAGCAAACUGUGGCGGCCGCCGCUGCAGCAGCAGCAGAGCCAUCCAAGCAGCAGCAGCAAAGCCAGCUUUGCUGCUGACGUUGAGACACAAGCAGCAGCACCAGCAGCAGCAGCAGCAGCAGCAACAGCAUCAAUGCAAAGAUGCAACACUAUUGCUGUAGAGUCCGUUCAAACCGCAGCAGGCAGUACCUCUGCUGCCCACGAAGCAACGGCAAUGCCCACCGCUUCCGCUGCUGCUGCUGCUGCUGCUGUUGCGCCGGAGGCAGCAGCAGCUUUAGCGUCGUGCGUUGCAAUGGGCUGCUGCUCCGAUAGCUGCAGGGGUGUUCACGUGGUGAGGAGCCUGCAGCAGCAACGGCAGCAAGUGCAACAACAGCAGCAGCAACACAUGCAGCAGCACCAACAGCAUAAGAAAAAACAUUCUGUCUCCUACCUUCUUACAUGGCGGCGCCGCCACACGGGGACCUCUGGAGCGACAGCUGCAGCAUCUGCAGCACCUGCAGCACCGAGGACAGGCCCAGCCACAGAAGAACCAGCAGCAACAGCAGCAGCAGCAACAACAGCAACACAUACGGCGACGCUAGCAGCAGCAGCAACAGCAGCAACAGCUGCAACAGCAGCAGGUGAGGAGGGCCCAAGUACUCUGUUCGGUGCAUGCGCCGGUAGAAGAGUAAACACGAACCCCCUUGUUGUUGGGGGCUGUGUGUAUGUGGCAGCGGGGCUUGAGCAGCAGCAGAAGCAGCAGCAGCAGCAGCAGCGGCAGCAGCAACACCAGUGGCAUGCAGAGCCGCAGAAGCAGCUGCAGCUGCAACGCCAACUCCUAGUGCAGCUGCAGCUCCAGCACGAGUCCCCCCCUGUAUGCCUUGGCGAGGCUGCUGGUGAUAUUUUAAGCGUUCCUUACAGCAGCAGCAACAGCAGCAGCAGCAGCUGCAGCAGCGGCAGUGCAGCGGCUGCUGCAGUUGCCACAGAUUUAGUACAAGCAGCAGCAGCAGCAGCAGCAGAUAUGACAGCGUCUGAAGACAACGACUUAGCAAAUGAGCAGCAGCGAGACCGCAGUGGAAUGGCAGCGAACUCUUCUUCUCCAGCAGCAGCAGCAGCAGCAGCAGGAGCAGCAAGCUCCGUGAGGGGAGCAGCUACAGCUGCAACAGGAGCAGCAGCAGUGGAGGCUGCACCGAAUGCAGCAGCAGCAGCAGCAGCAGGAACAUCCUCAGCAGCAGUAGGUGCACCUGAAAUGGGUGCUGCAGCAAAAGAAGCUGUUGUGGGAGUGACGGCAGCAGGAGAAACUACACCUACUGCUUCAACAGCAACAGCAGCAACAACAGCAACAGCAGCAACAGCAGCAGACGCCAAGUGGGAUGCAAGUGCUGCAGCAGCUGCUGCUGCAGUUGCUGUCUCUCUCUGUGACCAGGAUGCUGCAGCAAGCUCAUGCGAAAGCAUAGGGCCUAGCAGCAGCAAUAGUAGCAGCUGCGUGUCUCUUGAAGACUUCGAGAGGUGCAGCAGCAACAGCAACAGCAACAGCAACAGCAACGGCAGCAGCAACAACGACAAAAGCAGGAGGCGCAGUUGCUUUGCCGGGGGCUGGGCACGUGAGGGCCCACCCUUGCAGCGGCAGCGAAGCUGCAGCAGCUGCAACAGCAGCAGCAGCAGCAACAGCUAUUUAGACCUUGAGAAGAGGUUGGCGGAAGCCCUCAACAUUGGCUCUUCUCCUUGCGGCUGGGGCAGGCCAGGCAGCAGAGCAGCAGCAACAAAGUUUGCUGCAUCUACAGCUGCACGUACAGCAGCAGCUGCAGCGGCAGAUUUGCUGCCUGUUCCAGCAGAGCUGAUGCACGCUCCCCGCAACCAAUGUAUUAACAUGCACAGCAACAGCAGCAACAGCAGCAGCAGCAACAGCAGCAACAGCAGCAGCAGCAGCACAGUGGAGGUCGGCUGUAACUACCCCGUGGCAGGUGUUGAUACACCCCAGCCUUCUACCCCAGCCUGCGGCUCGUGCUGCCUGAAGAGUACUGACAAGGCAGCAGCAGCAGCAGCAGCAGUAGCGCCUGCAGCAGCAGCAGGUGCUGCUGCUGCUGCAUUCUGUGGGCAAGGGCCCUACAGCUCUGACGGGUGCUGCAGCGGAGGCAGCAGCACCCGCUGCAGCGUUUCGGAGGAGUCACCGCCUGCAGCUUUUCCAACGGAUAGCAGCAGCAGCAACGGCAGCAACAGCGGCAGCAAUAGCAACAGCAGCAGCAGCAGCAGCAAGGUUGCAAACCGGAAGCCUGACGGUGUGUUCGCUCCGGAGGCAGCACAACCGCUUGCUGCAUCAUCGGGUUUGUGCUCGCCUUCCUGCGCUGCAGCACCACCGCCUUUGGGAUUGCCUUGCUGCUGCUGCAGCGAACUGCAGCAACAGAUGUGCUCUGACCGCGCAGCAGCAGCAGCAGCAGCGGCAGCAGCAGCAGCAGCAGCAGGGGAGGGAUACCCUCAGUGUCUGACGGAUUGCAGCGACGUGGAUGAGUUCCUCACUCCUUCUCUCAGCCUCCUGCAGCAUUCAUCUUCUGCUGCUGCUUCUGAUUCGCCCGUUGCGGCGGACGAUGCUGCUGCUGCUGCUGCUGUGUGCCGUGCCCCCGGCUGCCCCCGCACCAACAGCAUAAUCCCCUGCGGCAGCCGUUGA